Messenger RNA from Parathielavia appendiculata, 1089 nucleotides. RefSeq lists its product as uncharacterized. The record is from RefSeq and is a predicted model, not a curated record. The transcript is spliced from 2 exons. NCBI's taxonomy places the organism in Eukaryota, Fungi, Ascomycota, Sordariomycetes, Sordariales, Chaetomiaceae. Bases 321 to 722 code for a protein of 133 amino acids.
GUGAUAUAUGAGCCCAAACUUAAAAUGUGUAACUGCAAAAGCCUCAACCAGCUCAUGGAACCUUGAAGCUACUACAGUACGGAUCCGUACUACGUACGCAGCUGCGUUACCAAGCAACACAGGAGCCAAGAAGGUGGGGCAUCUCAAACAACGGCAAGUUACCUCCAUACCUUCAGGUACUCCUCCUCCUUCAUCUGAACAUUAAUCUCCUCAGAGAAAAGUCCGAAAACACUGGACAUUUAAACCCGUUUGGGGGGCACAGAUAUUGACCAAACAAGGACCCCCCAUAACAAGCAGAUCCGUCCUCAAAACCACAGAUAAUGGGAAACCUCUGCAGCAGCGAACGCGACCCCUUCUCCCAACCAGGCCGGCCCCUCGGCACAACACCUCCCGCGCCCACCACCGCCUCGGUCCCAGCGUCCGCCGCCAAAGGAAACACUGCAAAGCCACCACGGAGAGUAGGCGGUCCACCCAGGACGCUAGGCGGAAGGCCACCAUCACCAUCAUCCACAUCCCAGUCCGCGGCAGACGACGCCCGGGCGAAGGCAGCCGCCGCCGCCGAGGCUCGCGCGGCGCAGAGCAAAAAGGGAGGAGGCAAGCUCGCCGCGCAGCUGCACGAGCGCCGCGGCAUGACAGACGCCCAGGUGCUGCAAAAAGCGAGCGAAGCCGAAAGGCGGCAGAGAGAAGUGGACGCGAGCACCAGUGCGUUGCCGCACAAUUGACGAUGCGGGAGGGUUGAUUGUCAAUUUGUUGCUGUUGAAGUUAUCGUUGUCAUAAGGGGUUAAGAGGGUCGGUUACACAAUACCGUAUGGAAGGGGGUCGUUCGAUAUACGGCAGGCCAGGGGUUGGGGCGCUGAGGUUGAUUUGAUAUUACCAUUUUUUCCGUGCAUCUCCCGGAUGACAUGGCUGUUCAAAGAAGCAAAGGACAUCUUUGAUUUACCAACGAAGUUGAGCGUGUUAUCUAUUAUCCCAGAAGCUAGCAAUGAGCUGUUCGUCAUGUGGACAUAAUCCGGAAACCCCAUGGACCUCGCCCUUGAAGACGGCAGCCAGCAAGUUCAAUAUCUUAUGUCCUGUAUCUCAGUCAUGAAU